GCUGUCCUGCCUCCCGCCCCCGCCUAGCCUGACGCCGGGCCUGGGGACGGCAGGGAGGAGGAGCCAGCCCCGCCGGAGCUGCAGCGGAGGGGUCCCCGACAGCCCGCGCCGGCCCACCCCUCGUCACAAUAAAAGUCCCCUCAGACUCGCCGUCGACGGUAGCCGCGCAGCUCCUCUCUGCCUGCACUCGUCUCCGCUCGCAGCCUUCUGCAGUUCUGACUCACGCUCCUCCGGACGCAGCAGGAACGCAGACAGCGCAAUGUCCUCAAACCCGCUCCCGGCCGUGCCCAAGCCCAAAUCGCCCUUCCGGAAGAGGGGCAGCCUGCAGAACACUGCCAGCCCCGAUCUCCGUGGUGCCCCAGGCCCCAAGCCCCUCACCUCCCAGCGCUCCCUCCCUGGGAUCCCUGUUACCCUCAAACACUUCCCCGACCUCCGCACAUCCAUGGACGGGAAGUACAAGGAAAUCGCCGAGGAGCUGUUCUCGCGCAGCCUGGCGGAGAGUGAGAUGCGCAGCGCCCCCUAUGAGUUUCCCGAGGACAGCCCCAUCGAGCAGCUAGAGGAACGGCGCCACCGCCUGGAGAGACAGAUCAGCCAGGAUGUCAAACUGGAGCCCGAGAUCCUGCUCCGAGCCAAGCAGGACUUCAUGAAAAUCGACAGCGCUGCCGACCUGGAGUUCAUGAAAGAACAGAACGAGGUGGCCACGGACCACUUCCCUAAGGAGAGAGAGAUGGUCGUGGAGAGGGAAUACCAGCGUGUCUCGAUCUCAGGAGAGGAGAAGUGUGGGGUGCCCUUCACCGACCUGCUGGACGCCGCCAAGUGCGUGGUGAAGGCGCUCUUCAUCCGGGAGAAGUACAUGGCCCUGUCCAUGCAGAGCUUCUGCAAAACCACUGCCCACUACCUGCAGGAGCUGGGGGAGAAGCCCCUGGAGCUCCGUGUGUACGAGGAGAUCCCCGAAACACCCGUCGCCGCAGAUGCGCCCGUGCACCCGCCGGUCUCAGAGACGCACCCCUACGAGGGCCAGGACCCCAAAAACAUGCCUCCCGACACUGGCUACGGCUGCAAGAUGGUGGACGGCGUGAUGCAUGUCUAUACUAAGAAGAGCCCCAUGGAAAAGAGCACAGAGCUGGACCUACCCUACCCAGAUCUCCAGGAGUACAUCGCCGAUAUGAACGUCAUGAUGGCUCUCAUCAUCAACGGGCCAGUGAAGUCAUUCUGCUACCGGAGACUGCAGUACCUGAGCUCCAAGUUCCAGAUGCACAUCCUGCUGAACGAGAUGAAGGAGCUGGCGGCGCAGAAGAAGGUCCCCCACCGCGACUUCUACAACAUCCGCAAGGUGGACACGCACAUCCACGCCUCCUCCUGCAUGAACCAGAAGCACCUGCUGCGCUUCAUCAAGCGGGCCAUGAAGAAGUACCCCGGCGAGAUCGUGCACAUGGAGAAGGGCAAGGGCCAGACGCUCAUGGAGGUGUUCGAGAGCAUGAACCUGACCGCCUUCGACCUGAGCGUGGACACCCUGGACAUGCACGCCGACCGCAACACGUUCCACCGUUUCGACAAGUUCAACGCCAAAUACAACCCCAUUGGGGAGUCCAUCCUGAGGGAGAUCUUCAUCAAGACCGACAACCACAUCGAGGGGAAGUACUUCGGACACAUCAUCAAGGAGGUGAUGGAGGACCUGGAGGAGAGCAAGUACCAGAACGUGGAGCUGCGCCUGUCCAUCUACGGCCGCUCCCGGGACGAGUGGGACAAGCUGGCGCAGUGGGCGGUCAAGCACGGCGUGUACUCGGACAACGUGCGCUGGCUCGUCCAGGUGCCCCGCCUCUUUGAUGUCUACCACACCAAGAAGCAGCUGGCCAACUUCCAGGAGAUGCUGGAGAAUAUAUUCCUGCCGUUAUUCGAGGUCACCGUCAACCCCCGCAGCCACCCAGAGCUGCACCUCUUCCUUCAGCAUGUUGUGGGCUUUGACAGUGUAGAUGAUGAGUCAAAACCUGAACAGCACAUCUUCAACCUGGACAGCCCUCUACCAGCCAACUGGACCGAAGAGGAAAACCCCCCCUAUUCCUACUACCUCUACUAUAUGUACGCCAACAUGACCGUGCUCAACCACCUGCGCAGGAGGCGGGGCUUUCCCAUGUUCGUGCUCCGCCCUCACUGUGGGGAGGCGGGGCCUAUCCACCACCUGGUGUCUGGCUUCAUGCUGUCGGAGAACAUCUCCCACGGACUGCUGCUGAGGAAGGCUCCUGUGCUUCAGUACCUGUACUACCUGGCGCAGAUCGGCAUCGCCAUGUCGCCCCUCAGCAACAACAGCCUGUUCCUCAGCUACCACCGCAACCCUCUCCCAGAGUACCUGUCCCGCGGCCUCAUGGUCUCGCUGUCCACAGACGAUCCGCUGCAGUUCCACUUCACCAAGGAGCCCCUGAUGGAGGAGUACAGCAUCGCGGCUCAGGUGUGGAAGCUCAGCUCCUGUGACAUGUGCGAGCUGGCCAGGAACAGUGUGCUGAUGAGCGGCUUCUCCCACAAGGCAAAGAGCUACUGGCUGGGGCCCAACUACAUCAAGGAGGGUCCGGAGGGCAACGACAUCCGCCGCACCAACGUGCCAGACAUCCGCGUGGCCUACCGCUACGAGACCAUGUGCGAGGAGCUGAACCUGAUCACCCAGGCCGUGCGCACCGAGGAGCUGGAGACCAUCGAGGAGGAGGACAGCCUCUCCAUGGCCCCCGUCCCGGGAGCACGUUAAGCCCCCUCCCUGCC
Molecule: messenger RNA, 2751 nt
Organism: Megalops cyprinoides (Indo-Pacific tarpon)
Lineage: Eukaryota; Metazoa; Chordata; Actinopteri; Elopiformes; Megalopidae
Product: AMP deaminase 2-like
Exons: 18
Coding region: 260-2737 (825 amino acids)
Biological process (GO): AMP metabolic process; IMP salvage
Cellular component (GO): cytosol
Molecular function (GO): AMP deaminase activity
Source: RefSeq, a predicted model, not a curated record